Salvelinus namaycush (lake trout) is the source of this 269-nucleotide messenger RNA. Its product is annotated as guanine nucleotide-binding protein G(I)/G(S)/G(O) subunit gamma-3-like. Gene Ontology annotation, molecular function: G-protein beta-subunit binding. Gene Ontology annotation, cellular component: heterotrimeric G-protein complex. NCBI's taxonomy places the organism in Eukaryota, Metazoa, Chordata, Actinopteri, Salmoniformes, Salmonidae. The coding region runs from base 1 to 228 and encodes 75 amino acids. The transcript is spliced from 2 exons. The record is from RefSeq and is a predicted model, not a curated record. Gene Ontology annotation, biological process: G protein-coupled receptor signaling pathway.
AUGAAAGGAGACACCCCAGUGAACAGCACCAUGAGUGUCGGCCAAGCCAGGAAGCUGGUGGAGCAAUUGAAGAUUGAAGCCAGCUUUUGCAGGAUCAAGGUAUCAAAGGCGGCUGCAGACCUGAUGGCAUACUGUGAUACCCACGCCAUUGAGGACCCCCUCAUCACCCCUGUGCCCACCUCGGAGAACCCAUUCAGGGAGAAGAAGCUCUUCUGUGCACUCCUUUGAGACAAGCCACAGGAUGGUUGUGAAAAACAAUGUCCAGACAA